Molecule: messenger RNA, 4056 nt
Organism: Didymella exigua CBS 183.55
Lineage: Eukaryota; Fungi; Ascomycota; Dothideomycetes; Pleosporales; Didymellaceae
Product: MED14-domain-containing protein
Exons: 2
Coding region: 455-3820 (1121 amino acids)
Biological process (GO): regulation of transcription by RNA polymerase II
Cellular component (GO): core mediator complex; mediator complex
Molecular function (GO): transcription coregulator activity
Source: RefSeq, a predicted model, not a curated record
GCCAGCAACACCACCUACAGGUCGUCGCCACGACUCCGCCCUUCUCCGCCAGCACCGAUUGCGCCUUGCCGUGCGAGCGCGACCGCUUCACUGCGCCGUCAGCCUUCAUCUGCCCGUGCGCCGCGACACCGACGAAUCGAUAUUCCCCCAACUCCUGCUUUGACCUCUGCUGGCAAUCAAAGCACUUUCACGAUACCCCGGCGCCUUCAGCCACCUCGAGCGCUUCGCUUUACCUGCGCUUCUCCACCUGCCAACACUUGCGCCUUGCUUGCACGCCUGCAAAACUUCACCUAAUCGUGACCAGCCGCGCGUCCACAAAGGCCGCCCGUCCCCCACCAUCGAACGGUUUCCCGCUGCACACACAGUAGAAACGCCCGCAUCGCUCAACCACCGCGACUGCGCGCCGGACACACGUGGCGCACGCGCCGGCGAGCUGCAUGACGGCGCCCAGACUAUGCCCGGCAUCCUCAUGAUGAACCACAGCGCAAACGACCCUGUAAGAGAUGGAGAGAACAAGAAGCACUUCUCUGACGACAAGCUCGUCAACGGCAUCGAUGGGCGCAAGGACAUGGCCGUCAGGAACGGGAGCGCGGGGAAGGCCAGCACCAGCGGCGCCUCUACUGAUAUGUCUGCGCCCGUCCAUGAUCAAUAUGCAGAGCUGCCGCCCGAAAUCGCGCACAUUGGUUCAGAGGCAUAUCACCCUUUAUCGAAGCUGCUGGCUCGUGUGGCCCAAGAGUGCUACAAUGCGCUCGAGGAGGCCCUCCACAAGAUGUCCGGCAUGUCCAUCGGCCAGCAGCCGAAUGGCGCCGCGAUCAACGGAGCGCAAGACAGUCCAGAGGUCAACAAACGGAAGAAGCUGCUUCUGCUCAAGUUUGCGCAGGAGAACCGAGCCAAGUUCAUAAAGCUUCUGGUGUUGACAGAGUGGGGCCAGAAGUCGGCAAUAGACGUAGGGAAAGUCAUCGAUGUGUAUUCUUGGGCGCGAGAGCAAGUCACGCAUAUGGACUUCGUGGACAAACAAAUGGAAGAGAUUAAGGUUCUUUCAGGCACCGCAAGAGAGAACAACCCAGAUAUCCGGACUGCAUUGGAAAUUCUGUCGACUGGGAAGGCCUCCUGGAUCCCAACUCUCGACUAUAUACCACCUGAUCCUAUCUCAUCGGAGAAGGCGCUAAAGCUCCUACGUCAGAUGAACACGUCCCUUUCGAUACGGCUGAACGUACACGAAACACUUCCACGGCACCUUCAAAACUGGCAAAUUCAGUCGGGUCGCGCAACCUUUGUAAUUGCCGAUGAGAUGGAGUUUGAUGUUGUUUCUUUCGUCGAAGAUGCUUCAGAUCAGUGGUUCUUCCUGGACUUGCGGUUGUUAUUCGGUUCUGCGCCCAUAAUUGAGACCGGCAGCAGGUUUUGGGUGAUUCUCCAGGGGCAAGCCGACUACGUGCUCCACGAGAAGGGUCUCAGCGGCCUCUUCGACUUCCUUCACAGCUUCAUCCUGACGCACAAGCUGUCGGUGCUGAGAUCACAGGCUAUAGGGCUUGCGCGCUCAGGAUGGGCAGGGUCGCUACGAGUGGAACCAGUGCAUCGCGAACUUGUGAUCCAGUACUGGACCGACAGACCAGGGAAGAAGAGCUGGAUCGAGUUUGGCAUGACAAGCAACAAGUCGAAGAACGGCAAGACAUCAUGGCGAGAUCCGGCAUUGCCAUCCCUGACCGUGCGCUGGUUUCGCCAAGGGAAAGAAGUGCUUGAUGUCGAGCUCGGUAUCGACUGGAAUGACCUCUCGAUGGAGCGGAUUCUGAAACGCGUCCUUGCCCUACACACUACCCAGAUCUUGCAGUCGACCAUAGAGCACUUCGAUCCUCGGCUCAGCAUACGGCCAAGCUUGUCUGGGUUGGAGCCUACAGACUGCAGUCUUACUGCGAUCCUUGGAACACCAUCGAAUUUGGUCACGCUGUCGCUCGAGUCUGUGACUGGCAGUCACAUAGUGCAGCCGGCCAGCGCGCUUUCUGCAAGAGCAGAAUCCGCCAUGAACCAAGGCAGAGAGCCACAUCAGAUUGCAAGUAUUCUGACGUCCAUGCUCUCGCAGAACCUUCGAGACGAGAUCCAACGGGCCGCGCAGCAACUUGGAUGGCAACAGAUUGUCAGGCAGGUCAUACGGCCGGAUGCUGUGCGGAUCGCCGUAGGCAAGAACAUCAUAGAAUACGCCAUGUACAGUCCUCGCGGCUGGACGUCGACCUGGGUACUGGCUGCUGUCAUAGAUACAGCAGGCGAAUCAUGGUGGAUAUUCGAGAUGGGAUCUAACGGCACGUCGAUCGACAAUGCCGAGCAGAUCGCAAUGGAAAGACGCGAUGACACCAGUCGCAUCGUCAACCGCAAUACACUGACGCGCAUAGAGCGUGUAGCUGUUCAGCUCGUUUCCUUCCGUGCCACAGCUCGCCAACUCGCCAAAGAGGAUAAGGUUUUCACACUGCGACACGAGUUUAGUCCAAGCACCAAGCCGGCUGGAUCCAACAGGAUCAUUCAAGGCUGGGCUCUGUACCUACAGACGGCCGACCUCCUCACGUCCAAAUCUGGCGAACAAGCAUGGCUCGAGGACAGCAUCGCGGUCGCCUGCGAGGGGCUGAAGGGCGAUGGACGCAGCGUGUGGCAUAUUGCGUCUGGCCACAUGGUCAAGUCUGCUGCUGCGGACAUGCAAAAGCUCAUGGCUGCUUCGCCACAGAGCAGCUUCAAGUUCACGGCUGAUGGCAGCUUCAAGAUCCUUGUGGCCACCCCCUUCGGCGCCGAUAUCCUCGGCGAGCUUCGAGCACGGCUGCGUGACAUCAAUCGUCUGCGAUCGUUCGCAACGACUCUGCAGAAGCGCCAGAUGCGCCUCACGUCCUCUUCGUUGCAGAAAGUCCAGUUCCAGUACGGCCCUUCCCCACACAAUGCAGCAGUCUCCUUCGCAUCUGAGAACGAGGUCGCUAUCGAGAUACUUCCUUCUAACCCACAUUUCCGCGUCCACCGGUUCCUUUCCUCGAUCGCGAACGACUGCAACCCAUCUCUCCCACUCCUGUCCGUCGGCGACACAAACGGCCUCGAUCACUUCUGCAUCACACUCGUACUCACCCGCUCCCUGCUUACAGUGCUCCGCGACAUCGAGUCAGCAACACCAGGGAACAUUCGCAAUCCUGCCAUACACACACAUUCAGUGUUCAAGUACCGUCUCACAUACGAAAACCCAGUGUGCACGUUCGAUAUCCGUCUGCAGCCUAAGGAGGACAAGAUGUACUGGUUCAUCGAGGAUAACCUCAAGCACGCGCCUGACAUCCGCCCGACGCCAGAACGGAACCCACGUCACAGGCGGUUGGAAACCUUGCAGGAGAAGCUGAAGGGGUUAUUUAGAGACAAGGCGACAGGCUGGUUUGGCACUCGCAAUGGCAUCGUCGCAGAGUUGGAUGCGGUGCCCGAUGCGCUCCAGAAGCUGAACGACGUGGUUCUGAGCUGCAAAAUGGAAGGCGGCUACGAGGCGCCCCCGCCUCUCGAGAUUCAACAGCAGCAGCAGACGAAUGGCAGCGCUCCCCAGCUCCAGCGCAAGCCGUCUCAGCAGCAGAUGCAGCAGGCCCAGCAACAAGCCAAGCAGCAGGCCCAGCAGCAACGGUCGCAACAUUUCUCUCCGCAGAUGCAGCGCAAACAGCAGCCAGGCGCGCAAUCGAACGGCCGCCCGCAACAGAACGGGCAGAGGCCGACGCCGCAGCACAUGCAGCACAUGCAGCAGCUGCAGCAGCGCGCGGCGCAGGCGCAGGCAGCGGCGCGGCAGCAGGGCAAGAGCGACGUGAUUGAGAUUGAUUGAUUGAUCGAGCGAGAUGGUGCAUAGAUGGUUCAGCAUAGCAUUGGGAGUACUGUGUGAGGGCGUAGGUAGUGUUUCCGUGACUCUCCUGUCCGAGCGACGAAAUUUUCCCGCCGUCGAAGCGGCUUUGUAGGAAUAUGUGUUUCGCGGUUUCAUCAGCGAUGAAUGUCGUCUUGCCAACAAGGGUGCGAGGUGGAGCGUUAAUGCGAUCAUGUAGAAGUUAAUCAAGUAUAUCCACC